Cadophora gregata is the source of this 756-nucleotide messenger RNA. RefSeq lists its product as uncharacterized. NCBI's taxonomy places the organism in Eukaryota, Fungi, Ascomycota, Leotiomycetes, Helotiales, Ploettnerulaceae. The record is from RefSeq and is a predicted model, not a curated record. The transcript has 2 exons. Bases 171 to 539 code for a protein of 122 amino acids.
CGUUGCGACUUGCUGCUGCAUAGUAAAGAUUUGAUUGCAGAAAAUGCUUGAUACGCCACGAGUUCAAGGUCCGAUGUGACUUUGUUGCGUAUGUUAUGAUAAGAAUUCUGGCUCGUCUAGGUAAUCUCUGAGUUUGCUUUUGUUUCGAUAAACAUACUACAGAUCAUCAUAUGACCAUCUCAGACUCACAAUAUAACCUCAUCGAUACAUUCCUCUCUCCCCUCCCAUUCCCCCAUCCCCCCCUACAUCACCCACCCACCACCCACACCCUAAUGCCCCCCAGUAUACCACCACCACAUAUUCCCAUCAACCAUCUUCCAAUGCUUCUGCUGCGAGGGAUACACCGCCCCACUCUGCAUAUCCGUCACGAAUCUAUCUAUCGCACUCAGGUUACUCAGAUUGAUCGUUGCUUUGCCGCAGUCGGGACAGGGGACGAAGGAGGAGGGGAUGUCGCUGACGGAUUGGAUGCGGCAGUCUGGGCAAACUUGUGGCAUUUUUUUGUUGUGGUUGUUUUUUGUAGUUGGGGGCGAGGAACGUGAUGCUGUUGAAAAGGAUUCUGCUUGGGGGGUUGUAAGAGGUUUAGGUCGUGUUUUGUAAGGGGCUUAUAUUUGAAGAUGGGUAGUGGGAUUCAAGGUGUUGAAGUUGCGGAGAGGACGGUCAUUGAUGAAAGUAGGUGAACGGUAAACUCACCGCCUGAUUCACAAGCUACUCUACAAUUGACUUCUUGUGACAUGAAGAAGAGAUCUUGACUCAUGG